UUGAUUAUACAUUGGGAGAUUUUGGUUAUACACUGGGAGAUUUUAGGGCUUCUUUUGUGUGUGUAUUAAAGAGAGUAGCUAUUUUUGCAGGCAACAAGAAUAUCUGAAGAUGGAUAAACUCAGCAAGCUUCCUUCGGGCAUAAUAGAGAGCACCUUAUGUCUGCUACCGAUUCAAGAGGCAGCAAGGACAAGCAUCCUCUCUAAGGAAUGGAGGUACCAUUGGACCAAAAUCCCUAAACUUGUGUUUAUUGAGGAGGAUGCAUUUGAAGUAUCGACUGAUGGGGCUGAGUUGUCCGUUUUAGAGCAGACGUUUGACAGACCAAGUGAGAGGAAAAUGAUGACCAACAGGUGUAAACUUUUCUAUGCUAUAUACCAAGUUCUAUUAGUGCACGAGGGCCCAAUCAAUGAGUUCACCCUUUGCAUGCCUGUAGAUGGCUCAUGUGUUGAGAUUGACCAUAUAAUACGCCAUUUGUCAAAGAAAAAAACUGUCAAGAUAUUAAAACUCGACUUUAAUGGGAGCUAUAGGCUACCCUUAUCACUCUUCUCGUUCCAUCAGUUAACAGAAUUGUAUCUCAAUGGUUGUGUUCUUGACCAUCAACCAUCGUCUAUUGGAUUUGGUAGCCUUACAACCUUAAACAUGCAAGAAAUAUGGACAUGUGAUAAAACGCUUUUGCGUCUUUUAUCGAGCUGUCCAUUACUUAAGAGGUUGACUAUCAAUAGUGAUGGUGGAACUAUUGAUGAAAGUGGAGAUUUGACCAUGGCCGAUCUCUUCGAGUGUUUACGGGGCAUUUAAUAUCUGACUGUUUGGUGUUUCAUCUUUUUGUCUUUUCUUCCAUUUCCGAGAAAGCUUCCAACAACAUUGGUCCACUUGAAAUACUUGUGUAUGGAAUGCGUAUGCUUUUGUCACAUAUAUGCGUUACCUAUUUUUGUUUUUUUGAUUAGAAGCUCCCCAAACCUCGAAAAACUUAAGCUAGUGGUAAAUAGCAAAAAUCUAUGUUGUAUUCAUUCUACUUGUUUUUAUUUUUAUGUCAAAAACAACUCACA
Messenger RNA from Helianthus annuus (common sunflower), 1044 nucleotides. Its product is annotated as F-box/FBD/LRR-repeat protein At1g13570-like. The record is from RefSeq and is a predicted model, not a curated record. Bases 110 to 793 code for a protein of 227 amino acids. Gene Ontology annotation, molecular function: protein binding. The transcript is spliced from 3 exons. NCBI's taxonomy places the organism in Eukaryota, Viridiplantae, Streptophyta, Magnoliopsida, Asterales, Asteraceae.